Mandrillus leucophaeus (drill) is the source of this 501-nucleotide messenger RNA. Its product is annotated as epididymal-specific lipocalin-10-like. Gene Ontology annotation, molecular function: small molecule binding. The record is from RefSeq and is a predicted model, not a curated record. The transcript has 5 exons. NCBI's taxonomy places the organism in Eukaryota, Metazoa, Chordata, Mammalia, Primates, Cercopithecidae. The annotation marks the transcript as partial.
AUGAGGCAGGGGCUGCUGGUGCUGGUGCUGGUGCUGGCUGCAGGCUCCCAGGUGCAGGACUGGUACCCCAGGGAGUCCCACACCCUCAACUGGAACAAGUUUUCAGGAUUCUGGUACAUUCUGGCCACGGCCACUGACGCCCAGGGAUUCUUGCCGGCCAGGGACAAGAGGAAGCUGGGGGCGUCCGUGAUAAAGGUGAACAAAGUAGGCCAGCUCCGGGUGCUCCUUGCCUUCAGCCGGUUGAAGGGGUGCCAGUCCCAGGAGGUGAUCCUGAGGAAAGACGGGAAGAAGCCGGUGUUCAGGAACACCUGUGCGUACGCGGUGGGCCUGAGGGAAGGACGGGAGGGCGUGAAAGGGGUGAAGGCCUUCCACGUGCUGUCCACUGACUACAGCUACGGCCUGGUCUACCUCCGCCUGGGGCGCGCAGCCCAAAACUACAAGAACCUGCUGCUUUUCCAUAGACAGAACGUUUCGAGCUUCCAGAGUCUGAAGGAAUUCAUG